UUUUCACUCUCUUUUCUUCUUCUUUCCAGGCUCUUCCUGCUCCUGUUUUACGUUUCUUGUUCAGGAUAUAUGUCUAAGGAAGCUGACCUGAAGAAGACUGAACUGAAGGUUUCUGUCAUCUGCUGUGAUGGCUGCAAGAGAAAAGUCAAGAAAGUUUUACAGAGUAUUGAAGGUGUUCUGAAGACUGAAAUUGAUACUUUACAACCAAAAGUUACAGUCUUGGGAAACGUGGAUCCACAAAUUCUGAUAAGAAAACUCCUGAAAGCUGGAAAACAAGCAGAACUCUGGAGCCAAGGAAGUCAGAAUGCCGGAAAAGAAAAGAAAGAAGCAGAAACCCCAAUAACAAAGGAGAAAGAGAAACCAAAAUCCGAUUGUGAUCAAGCAAAAUCCUCAAAUUCAUCAUCCAAUUCUACUGAUAAGAACAAAGAGAUUAAAAAUGGUGGGGAUGGAAAUGAUAACAAAUCUCCAAAGAAGGAACAGAAGGACACAACAACAUGUUCCAAUGUGAAUUCUUCUUCCAACCCUGAAAUUGUCAAGACAGAACAUCCUCUGCCUCCGAUCCCACAACCAAGUGAGACAAAGUUCCCAAGCAUGUUUCAGGAUUUGGGUAAUGUCUGCAGUUGGAAUCAGUGUUAUUACAAGGUUGAGCCUUAUACAGUUGCUGUACCUUAUUAUGCAUUACCUUCAUACACAGUUGGUCCCCUGUCUCCAUCCUGCUAUGGACAAGAGUUCCUAAACCAGGGGAGACCAGUGUUUCAGCCGCCAUUCCAGGGCCCAGCAGUAAGAGUUGGAGAUUACUUUAGUGAUGAAAAUACCAUGGGAUGUCAUGUAAUGUGAGACCUCCAAUUUAUCCUUAGGGUGGCUAAUUCAUUCAACUAUACCUUUUGUAGUUUAUGAGAACUUCUGUAAUACUUAUUUAUUGGCAAUCUAAUUCCUUGGACUCCAUGACUUCGCCGGAGAAAAACAUCUAGCCGGUAUCCUAUUCCAACUUCUGAUUU
Molecule: messenger RNA, 998 nt
Organism: Manihot esculenta (cassava)
Lineage: Eukaryota; Viridiplantae; Streptophyta; Magnoliopsida; Malpighiales; Euphorbiaceae
Product: heavy metal-associated isoprenylated plant protein 35
Exons: 3
Coding region: 70-837 (255 amino acids)
Molecular function (GO): metal ion binding
Source: RefSeq, a predicted model, not a curated record